GGACCCUGAUAAAAGGAGACUGCCAGCACUCAGACAGGCAGGCGGGGAGCGCCGCUCUCCCCAGCUCGCUGGGCUGCGGCCUGGGCAGAGGAGGCCGGGCUGAGCGACACUUACGCCGGCGGCGGCGGCGGCCGGGGUAGAGUCGGGACGAGAGAAACGCGCAGACCCUCAUCGCUGUCCUGCAUAAACAAUCGAGUAACCGCCUUCCCCGCGUCUGAACCCGCCGUCCUGAGCGGGUCUGGACCGGACCUGCGGGCGCACGUCUGCACUUUUUGGCAGAGACACCCACCUCCUCCCGUCUCCGCGCCACAUCACCCCACACCACCCUCGGGUCUCCUUCUUCAGGGCUGGUUCACGACAUCUCGACAGUCUAGUGCAUCAUGUCCGGAACGGGGUUAUGAGUCCCCGGACACGUUUUCUAAACGAACCGUCGCGGUUCGGAAGCCGUGGUUGUGAUCAUGGGACCGAGAUUGCAGCAAAGAUUGGAGGUGAUGCUGGAACAGCACCCCUGAACAACACCAGCAGUACCGAGAGCUACACCUUCACUGCGCAGAAACGCCAGCUGGAGGAUGCAGAACAGCCGGACAGUAAGAAGAUGGCGUCUCAGAGUGAGCGGGACUCCUCCUCUGCUCUGUCCAUUGGAGCUCAGUUGGCGGCCCUUCACCAGCAGAGGCCAGCGAGUACCACAGAGGAGUACCGCGUUCCUGAUGGCAUGGUUGGACUCAUAAUUGGUCGAGGAGGAGAGCAGAUUAAUAAGAUCCAGCAGGACUCGGGGUGUAAAGUUCAGAUUGCUCCAGACAGUGGUGGUCUGCCGGACCGGAGUGUCUCUCUCACGGGGACCCCGGAGUCCAUACAGAAGGCGAAGAUGCUGCUGGACGAGAUAGUGUCCCGGGGCCGCGGCACGCCGCCCACCUUCCACGAGUCCACCAACGGCCAGAGCGGGUCGGUGCAGGAGAUCAUGAUCCCCGCCGGCAAGGCAGGGCUGGUGAUCGGCAAGGGGGGCGAGACCAUCAAGCAGCUGCAGGAGCGUGCAGGAGUGAAGAUGAUCCUCAUCCAGGAUGGCUCUCAGUCAGCCAACAUGGACAAACCCCUGCGCAUCAUCGGAGAGCCUUACAAAGUACAGCAAGCUCGGGAGCUGGUGCAGGAGAUCCUGCGAGAGAGGGAUCAUCCCGGCUUUGUGGAGAGAAAUGAGUACGGCUCCCGUAUGGGCGGAGGGGGAGGCGGCAUUGAUGUGCCCGUUCCUCGUCACUCUGUGGGCGUGGUCAUUGGACGCAAUGGAGAGAUGAUCAAGAAAAUCCAGAACGACGCUGGAGUCCGAAUCCAGUUCAAGCCAGGUGCUGUGCGCUACACACUGUCUGAAUCCAGUUCAAGCCAGGUGCUGUGCGCUACACACUGUCUGAAUCCAGUUCAAGCCAGGUGCUGUGCGCUACACACUGUCCGAAUCCAGUUCAAGCCUGGUGCUGUGCGUUAUACACACACAGUCCGAAUCCAGUUCAAGCCAGAUGACGGUACUGGCCCUGACAAGAUUGCGCACAUCAUGGGUCCCCCAGAGCGCUGUGAACACGCGGCUCGCAUCAUCGCUGACCUGCUGCAGAGCAUCCGGUCAGGCCCCCCGGGUCCCCCCGGACCGGGAAUGCCCCCUGGGGGUCGGGGGCGUGGCCGGGGGCAAGGCAACUGGGGUCCCCCAGGUGGUGAGGUCACCUUCUCCAUCCCCAGCCACAAGUGCGGCCUGGUCAUCGGCAGAGGUGGGGAGAACGUCAAGGCCAUCAACCAGCAGACGGGGGCGUUCGUCGAGAUCUCCCGCCAGCCCCCUCCCAACGGUGACCCCAACUUCAAGCUGUUCACCAUCCGGGGCACCCCCCAGCAGAUCGACCACGCCAAGCAGCUGAUCGAGGAGAAGAUCGAGGGUCCACUGUGUCCGGUGGGUCCAGGGCCUGGUGGGCCUGGCCCCUCAGGUCCAAUGGGGCCCUACAACCCAAGCCCUUACAACCAGGGACCUCCGGGAGGCCCACCACAUGGGGGUCCCCCUCCACCACACCAGUACCCCCCACAGGGCUGGGGCAACACCUACCAGCAGUGGCAGCCCCCCGGACCCCAUGACCCCAGCAAGGCAGCAGCUGCUGCAGAUCCCAGUGCAGCCUGGGCAGCCUACUAUGCCCAGUACUACCAGCAGCCUCCCGCCCCGGUACCUGGACAGCCCCCCGCCGCCCCAACAGGAGCCCCCGUGCCCACAGACCAGCCUCAGGCCAGCCAGGCGCCUGCUGGCCAGCCAGAUUACACCAAGGCCUGGGAGGAGUAUUACAAGAAGCUGGCCCAGGCAGCUGGCACAGCGCCCCCUGCCUCCGGUGCCCAGACUGACUACAGCGCGGCGUGGGCCGAGUACUACAGGCAGCAGGCCGCCUACUACGGACAGACAGGGGGCCAGCCGGCCGGACAGACAGCCCCCCCACAGCAGGGACAGCAGACGCAGUGAGGUGAUGGGAUGGGACGGGACAGCCGCCCUGCGGAGAGGAGGAUCGGGCCGGAAAGUCAGAGGGGUAUUCACCAUUCUGCUCAUCCACAGCCAGACUGCAACUUGGAGUUUUAAUUUCGAGUUUGAUUUUUAUUUUUUUGUUUUUAUUUUUGUCCUGUGAAAGACCGAGAGAAGAGAAGGGUGCCCCCCCCCCCACACACACACACCCUUUUCCCCUACCCCUUAGCCCCUUAAAUCCUUCUCCCUUCGUUCUGCUUUUUAAAAAAAAAUAAAAAUUCUUUAAAAGACUUUUUCCCUUUUUUCGUUCUCUACGGGUGAAGGCAGAGAGAGGCUGACUCCUCUAGUUUUCCGGAGUUUUUUCCGCCUCAGUCUGAUUUUUAUUCCUGCGGAUGCGAGCGGACUCCGGGGGGGGGGAGAGACUUGACUGGCACCCCUUGCGCGGCUGAGCGCGCGGUCCGGUUGUCCGUGUCCGCCUGGGCCGGAGGCGGAGCCGUGUUUUUACAGCUGUGUCCCAGUUCAGCUUGGAACAUUCCCAGUAAGGAGAGCAGAGGGCGCGUGGAGGAGUCCUCUGUCUUGUGCCCGCGUGCUGGUUUUUUAAUUCUCCCUGUACAUCUUCCUCAGGGGCCCUGUGGUGUGGUCUGCUGGCAAGGUUGAGGGCGAGUGUGUGUGUGCGCGCGCGCGUCUCUCGACGCGUGGCGACGUGGCCGAGUGUGUGUGCGCGUGUCUCUGGAUGUGGGGCGACGUGGCCAUGCGUACAUGCGUGUCUCUGGAUGUUGGGCGAUGUGGUAUAGUGUAUGUGUGUCCAUGUGUGUCUCUGCAUGUGCGGCGAUGUGGCCGUGUGUGUGGAUGCGCGUGUCCCUGGAUGUGUGGUGACAUGACCGAGUGUGUGUGUGUGUGUGCGCAUGCGUGUGUCUCUGGAUGUGUGGCAAUGUGGCCGUGUGUGUGUGUGUGCACGUGUCCCUGGAUGUGUGGUGAUGUGGCCGUGUGUGUGUGUGAGUGUGUGUCUCUGGAUGUGUGGCGACAUGGCUGGUUGGCGAGCACACGCUGUGCCUGGGUGACGAGGCUGGUGUUCACCUGCGGAUGGUUAUGACAAAUGUCUGCAGUGGGUGGUUUUGGGGAGGUGAUGUUUUUUUUUCCUGUUGAGACGUCAUGAGGUUGUAUAUUGUACACCUGGUUUUUACUUUUUACUGCUCGUUUUUAAAAACUUCACAAUAAAAGAUAUCAGACACCUUC
This is a messenger RNA of Lepisosteus oculatus (spotted gar), 3706 nucleotides long. The record is from RefSeq and is a predicted model, not a curated record. NCBI's taxonomy places the organism in Eukaryota, Metazoa, Chordata, Actinopteri, Semionotiformes, Lepisosteidae.